Messenger RNA from Parnassius apollo (apollo), 1095 nucleotides. The record is from the annotation of a GenBank genome assembly. NCBI's taxonomy places the organism in Eukaryota, Metazoa, Arthropoda, Insecta, Lepidoptera, Papilionidae.
AUGGUUCUAUGUAUACAGGUGGACUUCCAGUUGAAGAAAGUGAACAUGCCUUUGCUUUUGACAGAUAUCGGCUUAACCAAAUUAUUUAAUUCCGACGUAAAAUACUCAGAAGAGAGUAAGGAGCUAAGCGGCGGGACGUGCACUCGCGCCCCUGACACACUGCCGGGCCUCACGCACCGCUACCCACACUGCUUGGACAGAUCGUCAGCGCAAUGCGACGCGAUGGGCGGGUCGAACCUUGCGAACGAGGCGAGUCCAAGCAGCUCGGAGGAGUCGUCACCGACGGAGCUGAGCUGCUACAGGAGGCUAGGCGAGCGGCCGCCGCUUAUGAGACGCCUCGCGAGAGGACUCACGCUGCUCCAGCCGUCCGACGACGACUCCACGCCGCUUGUCACCGAUACUCCCACAACACCCACGAACGUGCCGCUGUGCCUCAACGGCGGCUACAUCAACGAGGCUUCGGAGGCUGAAGCGCGGACGCGGGAGAGCAACCGCGAACACGCGACACGCGAUCUGCCCACGCACUGUGACCUCGACUUUAGGAAAUGCAACAAUGUUGCCAAUAGCAGUCCAGCGACGGGCAGCGGUGGGGCAUCAUCCUCAUCAGGCGCGUCGUCGUGCGGCGCCUCGCUUGCGUCCGGCAACAACAACGCGCGCCCCGAGCCCGAGCUGCGACACGCACCCUGGUUUCAGCAGGGCAUACCGAGAGAGAUCGCGCUAGAGGUGCUUGGCGCUCAAUCGGUGGGCGCGUUUCUGGUACGCGGCUCCACGACACAAGCGGGCUGCCUGGCGCUUUCGCUGCGCGUGCCGCGAGACUUCGCGCCCCACGGCAUCGCGCACUACCUUAUCCUACGCACACCCAAGGGGUACAAAAUCAAGGGAUUCACGAAGGAAUUCGGUUCGCUGUCGGCGCUGGUGACGCACCACAGCGUGAUGCCGGAGCUGCUGCCGGUGCCGCUGCGGCUGCCGCGCGCGCCGCGCCCGCCGCGGGCCGAUCUCGAGCCGCUCGAGCGCCUCGCGCCCGCCCGCGCCUCCCACGCCCCGCACCCGCCGCACCCGCCACACCCGCCACACCGAGCACAGCUCGACGUUUAG